AUGGAAGGUGGUCAACCAGUUGCGGAAGUCUGUUCAUACUCACCUAAUAAAUGUGCCGAAGUAAUUAACGGCAGCAUGCACUCAAGUUCAACAUCGGAUUCGGACUAUGAAUAUCGUAAAAGAAAUAGUUACUGUCUUAGCUGCCAAAGGAGACCUAAAGCUUCGUUAAAGUUCAUCUUAACUAUAUGGUACUCUCCAGAAACAAGCUCAGCUAUAGCUGAAUCUAUGUCAUCUGCGUAUACCGAAGUGCAGUUACAGGAAAUUGUGUCCAGUUCAACCAAAGAUAUAUUACAAUUAGCUGAGAAACACUUUGCCGACCUUAGAAUAUAGUAUUUUUCUCUUUCCCCUUUUCUUGUCUUCAAUUUAUCUGUCAUCUUUUCUUUUCACACUAGAGUUUUGUGUUCUCAUCUUUGCCAAAAAUCAAAAGUUCGUUCCAAUCAACUCACCACAAAAUUGUAUAUUUUGUUAAUUAUGCACGUAUUUUUUCGUUUGUGUACUGGGCGAUGAACGUCUGUGCGCGUUUAUGUGUACAUAGAUUAUAUCCACCCACAUUAAUAAUUCAGAUAACAGUGAUACAAACGAUUCAGAAUGUCAACAACCAUAAAUACAUCUCUUGUUCAUGAUACAUAGUAAUAAAAAAGCAAAGUAAUGCAGUGUAAUGUAAUGUUAUUU
This is a messenger RNA of Heterobilharzia americana, 672 nucleotides long. The record is from the annotation of a GenBank genome assembly. Lineage: Eukaryota; Metazoa; Platyhelminthes; Trematoda; Strigeidida; Schistosomatidae.